AUGGAGCCCUUGCCCAAAGACGACGAUCACAACGCUGGUCGUCGGGCCCGCGAGGUAUAUCGUUAUUUUCGACCAGAGCGAUUGGCUCCAAUAGAUGAGAAUCAGUCGUUUGCCAGUGAUGAGCCGCUUCUGCUGGACCCGCCAGCUCGGCAGGGUUCUGCUACCUCAAGUCGCCCGGCAUCUAUCUCCCAAUCUCUAUCCAGCUCAAGAUCUGGUUCACAGGCAUCAUGGGCGCCACCUUUAGCCCCAAUGCCCAACUCUUUGGUCCUGGGUAACUCAAACGAGACACUACAUUUAUUUGCGCAAUUAGCUGCGUUGCGGCUUAACGUGGAUCGCGUGUUUAUAAGUGUGUCAGAUCGCAAUUCCCAGUUCAUUAUCGCACAAGCUGCUCAAGAUACUAAAGACAACAACAAAUAUGAUCUCCUCGGCGAUGGGGUCUAUACCGGCAGUACCACGCUCGAUGUCAGUUCGUGGACACCAUGUCAGGAUACCAUUGCCCUUCCUCAAUCUAAACGAGAAGAAGGCGAUAACUUUGUGGUUUCCAACGAUAUGAGGGAAGAUGAACGCUAUCAAAAUCUUCCCUUCGUUCAAAGGAAGCCAAACUUCCGAUUCUACGCAGGCACGCCUCUCACCACAGAAAGCAAUAUCAAUGUUGGCUGUUUCUUUGUCCUCGAUACGAAACCUCAUUUCGAGUUCAGCCAGUCCGAAAAAGAAACCAUGAGCACCAUGGCAAUGCUCACCAUGGACUUCCUUAGGGUGAGCCGACAAGCCUCAGAAGGUCGGCGUGCAAGCCGACUAUCUCGAGGUCUGAGCUGCUUCGUCGAAGGCAGGUCGAAAUUCGCAGAUUCGUCCGAAGAUCCAAUUUCGCAUAACUCCAGCCCGCAACGAACCUCCCGUGCAAUUUCGAAAUCAAGAUCAAGAAGCCAUUUGCCCGCUUCUAAUAACCAAGUUUCUCCCGGAAGAUCUCUUUCUCAGGGCAGCGAUGCUCGUUCCAUCAGUCCUUUGUCAGACAUCAAUGCAGAUCAAUCUAGAGGCUCUAGUGUAGCUUCGCGUUUCUCUGAUUUGAGAUCCGGUAAUAUGAAUGUGCCAAACGAAGAUGACGAAUUCCAAGGAAACGCCUGGACUUUCCAGCGAGCAGCAAAUCUGAUUCGAGAAAGUCUGGAACUGGAAGGCGAAGGUGGUGUGGUCUUUGUCGAAGGUGGAAAUGACAUGAUGAUUGAUUUCGACACCAGAAGUGAAGUUUCAGGCUCACUGGAAAACAACAAAUCCGCCACUGUUCUGGGGAUCUCUGCUGGCGACUCCCCUCUAGGACCAGAAACAGGUUCUAUUGCUCAAUUCCCAGUGUCUGGGAUAGACGAUGGUUUUCUUCACGGUUUGCUCUGUCGUUAUGGACAGGGGAAGCUUUGGUCAUUCCACCGGGAUGGCCUCUUCUCUAGCUCUGAUAGUGACGAAUCCGCCGAUACCUCUCGCGAAAGCCGUGCCCGCGAACGAACUCGGACUACAAAGGCGAAACGUGCGAAGAAGUGGAAAACGAUUGAGAAUAAGAUGCUCAAUCAGUAUUUCCCAGGAGCCACUCAAGUGAUGUUCGUUCCUUUGUGGGACGCUAUCAACUCUCAAUGGUUUGGUGGCUGCUUCUGCUGGAACAAUGUUGAGAAUGUCGUUUUCGAUCCACAGGUGGAAUUGAGCUCGUUACUUGGAUUUGGAUCUUCAAUCAUGGCUGAAUGCAACCGGAUCCAGUCUCAAAUGUCGGACCGACAGAAGGCAGACUUCCUUGGAAGUGUGUCGCAUGAAUUACGAAGUCCUCUCCAUGGAAUUCUCGCAGCCGCGGAAUUGCUACAAGGCACGAAGCUCGAUGACUUCCAAGGCUCUCUUCUGGGAACUAUCAACGCAUGUGGUCGAACUCUGCUUGAUACGAUGAACCAGGUUUUGGAUUAUACCAAGCUCGUAUCUUUGGAAAAGGAUCUUCACCACCUGAAAAGAAACAGGGCGUCUACUGUGGACCUGAAGAGUAUGCAACGCUCUGCUUCACAAUUAGAUGCCUACAUGCCUACCGAUCUCUCCCUUCUCGCCGAGGAAGUAGUUGAGGGUGUUUGUUUAGGUCAUUCAUAUGGUCAACGACCAGCAUCCUCUUCUGCAUCAGCUGGCACGCCUCUAUUCAACCCGAACACCCCAAAGAACCUCGAUAUCCCUCAGCUGCACGUGGAUGUAGAUAUGCACAUUGCUCACAAUGAUUGGGUCUAUUACACACCCCCGGGUGCUCUCCGUCGCAUCAUUAUGAAUGUCUUUAGCAAUGCAGUCAAAUAUACCGAUUCAGGCCGAGUUUCGCUUCAUUUAGAGGCGAAGGAAGCCUCCGAGAAUUGGUCUCAAGAACAAGGCGCCAAAGAAGAUAUGAUUACCCUGACAGUCACUGACACUGGCAGAGGAAUGUCAGCGGAGUUCCUACGUGGCAGGCUCUUCAUUCCAUUUGCCCAGGAAAACAGUCUGGCUGUUGGAACCGGGCUGGGUCUCUCGAUUGUUCGCAGUCUUCUCAAAUCUCUGGGCGGAAAUAUUACCAUCGACAGUCGCCAAAAUGAAGGAACAACCGUCAAGGUGACACUCCCACUGGCACGCCGAGAACCCAAUCGGGAUGGCAUCUCCAGUCCCCUACCAACACCUCUGCCAGAAGUGGAUACCGAAUCUCCAUCAACCGAAGUGCGCCUCUUGAGAAACGCGCACGCUGGUCGAACCAUUGCCAUCAUGGGUGUGGAGCCUGAGAAUGCUUCUACUCAUCCUCAGUGGGGAGCAUUCUCUCGUUACUUGACUGACUGGUACGGUCUCAAAUUGGUCUCGUCUUCAUCCAAAGCGCCCAUUGAUGUCAUUUUGGCCAGUGAACUCCCACUGAAAGAAGACAUAACCUGGGAUAUAGAGUCAAAGCAAGCCAUUCUUGUACUGAGUCGCAAGUUCGUCAGCAACAAUACUGGCCAACCUGAAUGGUCGUCAACAAACGCCAUGACUAUUGUCAAUCGUCCGUAUGGUCCACACAAGCUUUCACGAUUCAUUCACAAAUGUUUCGAUCAGGCUUGUGCAUUACCAGCUGCCGAGUUGGUAGCCGUACCCAAGAAAGAUGGAAACUUCCCACCAACACCCCCAGAAGAAGGUUCUGCAGCGCAACCAAUUUCUCAAGUCGAUGAUACACGAACUUCAACCACAGAGCAUAUCCCUCCAAUACCCCAACCUUCCUCUAUACCCGAAAACACCGAAAACCCGGAGGAUAUCGAACCUGCAGCAGAACCUCGAAAACCUCGUAUCCUGGUGGUUGAAGACAACAAAAUAAAUUUAAAUCUAAUGCUCACUUUCCUCAAAAAGCAAAAUAUAAACACCGUCGACUCGGCCGAGAAUGGACAGCUAGCGGUGGAUGCAGUGGAACGAAUGCAACCGGGCUAUGAUAUUAUCUUCAUGGAUAUCUCAAUGCCCGUUAUGGACGGCUUCGACGCCACACGAUCCAUCAGAGCUCUCGAAAAACACCGCGACAACUCCAAUCCGUCAGUCAUCAUUGCAUUGACAGGACUCAGCGGCUCAAACGAUGAAUUUGAAGCUCUGAGUUCAGGCAUGGACCUAUUCCUGACCAAACCGGUCACGUUCAAGGAUGUCUCUAAAAUCCUUGAUAAAUGGUCUGAGAGAGACCUGCGAGAACCAGAUGUGCCAGAACCGUGA
Messenger RNA from Penicillium antarcticum, 3693 nucleotides. Its product is annotated as GAF domain-containing hybrid sensor histidine kinase/response regulator. Gene Ontology annotation, molecular function: protein binding; phosphorelay sensor kinase activity; histidine phosphotransfer kinase activity. NCBI's taxonomy places the organism in Eukaryota, Fungi, Ascomycota, Eurotiomycetes, Eurotiales, Aspergillaceae. The coding region runs from base 1 to 3693 and encodes 1230 amino acids. Gene Ontology annotation, biological process: protein autophosphorylation; phosphorelay signal transduction system. The record is from RefSeq and is a predicted model, not a curated record. The transcript is spliced from 4 exons.